This is a messenger RNA of Uloborus diversus, 7562 nucleotides long. Its product is annotated as cadherin-23-like. Bases 225 to 6071 code for a protein of 1948 amino acids. The record is from RefSeq and is a predicted model, not a curated record. The transcript is spliced from 41 exons. Gene Ontology annotation, cellular component: plasma membrane. Gene Ontology annotation, molecular function: calcium ion binding. Gene Ontology annotation, biological process: homophilic cell-cell adhesion. NCBI's taxonomy places the organism in Eukaryota, Metazoa, Arthropoda, Arachnida, Araneae, Uloboridae.
UUGCUUGCUUCCCAUCAAGUGGUUUUUCUCCUCGUUCUAAACGUGUGGUCACACUUCUUUCCAAGAGCAUUGUACGCUGAGGACGUUUAGGAAUAUACGGCAGCGAAUCGGCGAACACAAAGCGUGCAAUGACCAGGUGAGAGUAACCAGAUUUGAAAAUAGUUAAUUAUUUAAAGGAAAAGGCUUGGUAGGUGCUGUCAGUCGUUGGGCACUGCCAUGGUACUAUGCAGGGAGCACAGGUGAUGAAGGUGGUCCUUCUCUUGGUAUUCUACUGCUACGGGAUAACUUCAGUGAAAGCCAAUUCCCCUCCCAGGUUUGCCCUCGACGGGGCAAGCGAGAUUGUGGUUAAAGUCCGAGAAGGACCAGACAGUAUUGGUAAAUUAUUGUACAGACUUCGUGGUGAAGAUGCUGACGGUGACAGGCUCAUUUUCGGUGUCGUUGGCCCCGUGGGGCAGGAAAUCUUACGAUUUGAAAGACUCGGCGCAUCGGAAGCAAACGUUUAUCUCAACAAAGAACUUGAUAGAGAGAUGGCCGAUUCAUACUCAUUGGUUCUCACACUUACGGAUGGCAGACUUGGAGAAGGACAGUUCAUCAGACAUUCUAUGCUCAUUAUAGUAGAAGAUUUAAAUGAUAAUGAACCUGUUUUUAAAUCUUUUAGAUCAACCAUUAAUGUCCGUGAGGACUCUCUUCCGAAAAUUUUAGAAACAGUUGAAGCCAUUGACAGUGAUGCUGGACCAUUUGGUCAAGUCAUUUAUCAGUUAGGUAAUGUAGAUAAAGAUACAUCGGAAACCUUUUCUGUACAAACUACUCAAGGGAAAGGUGUAAUUAAUCUUGUAGGUGCAUUAGAUUAUGAGAGAAAAGGACUUUAUCAGCUUAGAGUUUUAGCAAUAGAUCGGGCUAAUACUGGUCGUAGAAAUACAGCUACUGCAGCAAUUUUAGUAAAAGUUGAAGAUGUAGAAGAUCAACCUCCUGUGUUUAUUUCUGUUCCAUCUGUUACAAGAAUUCCUGAAGAUCUGCCUCCUAACUCUGCAGUGUUAUCUGUAAAAGCAGUUGAUGGUGAUAGAGGAAUAAAUAAUGCCAUUACAUAUCGAAUUUCUAAAGGCUCAAGAGGUUUAUUUUCUAUUGAUCGCACCAGUGGAUUAGUUAUUGUGAGUGGAAAGCUUGAUCGAGAGAAUACAGAUAACAGAAAUGGUGCAUUUAUACUUGAAAUUGAGGCUCAAGAAGUUGCUUUGGGUGUAUAUCCGUCUCCCAGCAUAACAACUGAAGUUACGAUUAUUGUGACAGACGUUAAUGAUGAAACUCCUACUUUUCUGAGCAGGCAAUACACGGCAGAAAUCAAUGAAAAUGCUGAAGUGAAUGUGCCAGUCAAUUUUUUAGGAUCAAACGUCGCUGAAGUAUUUGACCAUGAUCAGGGAAAUAAUGGCACCUUUAGAAUAUUUUUGGAAGGCGAUGAUUCUGUUUUCGAUGUCACACCAUCUGAAGGCGUAAAUGAAGCUUCGUUCCUUAUCAGGGUCAAGAACUCUUUGGCCUUAGACUAUGAAAGGACACGGGAAUUUAAUUUCAGGAUUGUUGCUCAAGAAACUGUUCAAGUAAUGCCAAAAUCCAGCACUGCCGAUGUCACUGUAUAUAUCAGAGAUGUAAAUGAUAACUUUCCAGAAUUUUCGGAAGAUGUUUACAGGAUGUCUGUUCCAGAAAAUGCUGAAGCUGGAACUGUUCUAACAACUAUCAAAGCUGAAGACAAAGACUCUGGUGAUUAUGGAACAAAAGGCAUUCGUUAUACAGACAUCAGAGGCCAGAUUGCCGAUAAGCUACAUUUAGAUCCAGUUACUGGUGUGAUUUCCAUAAAAAAUGCUGAUCAUGGUAUGGAUCGAGAGACCACUGCUCAAUAUUUUGUUACUGUUGAAGCUCGGGACAGCAAUGGCCUUGGGAAUAGAAACACAGUGCAGCUGGUUAUAUCAGUUGACGAUGUGAAUGAUAAUACACCAAGAUUCCUUCAACAAAAGUAUGAAGCUCGUCUCAAUGAGAAUGAAGAGAAUUUUUUAACACCUUUGAUUGUUCAGGCUCAAGAUGAUGACCUUAGGGGGUCAUCUAACAGUCAGGUUAGGUACCAAAUCGUUGAUGGUGACCGAAGUAGGAACUUCAGUAUCAAUCAGAUGACUGGUGAAAUCAGACCAAGAUCUUUAGUUGAUUUUGAGAGGAUGUCAAAUGAAAAAGGGGACAUUCGAACAUUCCAACUACGUGUUCGUGCGUAUGAUCUGGGCACCCCAUCUUUAUACAGUGAUGUUCCUGUUACUAUUUAUGUGCAGGAUGUAAAUGACUUUCCUCCGGUGUUUGUACAACCAUUUUACAGCAAAUCCAUCCCUGAGGACACUCAGUCUGGCACAUCAGUUGUUCAAGUAAAAGCACUCGAUGGGGAUCACUCCUCUUCAAACAGUCAAGUCGUGUAUCGAAUUCAAUCAGGAGCUCAAGAUAAAUUUGUGAUAGAUGCAGAUACAGGCGUUAUUAGUGUUGCUCGAGGCGCUAAUUUAGAUCCCGACAGAACCAUCCCCAAGUCUAAUUUUUAUCUCUUGGACGUUGUUGCACUUGAUGGUGGAAUUGGAACAGCCCAACAGCAAAGCAGAGUCUCGGUUAAUAUUUCCAUCAUGGAUGUAAACAAUAAAGCUCCUAAAUUUAUUGAUCCAAAACAAGCUAUUAUUUCUGAAGGUGCUAAAGUUGGAACCGUAGUUACAAAAGUAUCAGCUACAGAUGCUGAUGAAAGACCUGUGUUACGAUUUUCCAUAGAUUAUAGGACUAGUGAAGGAAGGACUGAAGAAGGCGCUUUGGUUUCUCCAACAGAAUAUGAUUAUAACAACAUAUUUUCAAUUAAUGCCGUUGAUGGUACUAUAACUGUUGCAAAACCUUUAGAUCGAGAAAAGUUAGAAACCAUAAGACUUGUUGUGAAAGUUGAAGAUUUGGCUGCUGCAACUCAAGGGCAAACAUCCAUGGCUACAUUAAACAUUAAAAUUGAUGAUGUCAAUGACAAUAGGCCUCGUUUUCAAAAACGUCAAUAUCGGCAAGCUGUUACAGAAAAUACCAAACCAGGUUCACCCAUAGUAACUGUUGUAGCUGAAGAUGCUGACAAAAAUCGAUCCCUCACAUAUUCCCUUCAAGGGAGCCCUGAUAUCAUUGGUUUAGUUGGUGUUGAUUUGAAAUCAGAAUCUACUGGCUUGCUGUGGCUUCAUCCAAUAACAGGUGAAGUUAGUGUCAGCAACAAAAUUGAUCGAGAAAUGUUUUCAUGGUUAAAUGUCACUGUCAUUGCUACAGACAAUGGUAUUCCUUCCCUAUCUGGUGCAGCCGAUAUAUUUAUCCAGGUUUUAGAUGAAAAUGACAACAACCCUGUAUUUGUAAGUAGUGCCACUGAUUUCUCUGUCUUAGAAGAUGCUGUAAUUGGAACUGAAGUUGCAUUAGUUCAGGCAACUGAUGCUGAUGUUGGAGAAUUUGGAAAAAUAACAUAUUUAUUAGAUACUUCAUCCACACAAGGGCGUUUCAAAAUCAACAAAGAAACGGGCUCAAUCACUGUUGCCUCACCUUUGGACAGAGAGGAAAAAGAUAUAUAUACUCUAGUUGUUCAAGCCUGGGAUAAUUAUGACUAUGGUUUUGCUACUGGUGAAAGCAGAAAAGCUUUUAAACAGAUUACUGUUAAAGUGAAUGAUGUCAACGAUGAAGCUCCAGUAUUUGUGAAGCAAGAAACUUGUGCUACAGUUACAGAAUUUCAUAGAAUCCGGGACACCAUUUUCAUGGUUUCAGCUGGUGAUGCUGAUGACCCAGUGACUCCCAAUGGGAAAUUGCAAUUUUCAAUUGUUGGUGGAAAUGAUGAUGGAUUAUUUGGAAUUGAAAGUCAGGAUUCUAACACUGCUAGAAUUGUUUCCCGCUAUUCUUUGAGAGGAAGAUUUGGAAAUUACAGCCUUGUGUUACAAGCUCAAGAUUCUGGAAACCCUCCAUUGCAUACCACAUCUCGUUUCCAUGUCUGUGUAUCAGAUGUCAAUGAUAACAGCCCAGUUUUUGUCAAGCCUCCUCAGAACUAUACAAUUCGUGUUCUUGAAAAUGCAACUCUUGGUAGUAGUGUGGUUGAAGUUAGUGCACGAGACGCAGACAUAGGGUUAAAUGGAGAAGUGAGAUACAGAUUUAAAAAAUUGGCAAAUGGUCAUUGGAAGGCAUUUAACAUCCAUGAGAUUUCUGGUUUAAUAACAGUACGAGAGCCAUUGGAUAGAGAAAGACAAAAAGUUUAUGAGGUGCGAGUUGAAGCUUAUGACUUGGGGCAGCCUACAUCACUUUCUACAGACUUGGACUUAACAGUUUUUAUUGUUAAUGUUGAUGAUAAUGCUCCAGAAUUUACAGAAGACGAUUAUGAAGUUAUGUUUACGGAAAAUUUAGAAGCUGGAAAAGAAAACUUUAAAUUAAUUGCUACAGUUGAUAAAGAUGAUGAUACUGGAUCUCGAAAGCCUAUUCCAUGCUAUUUUAUUGUGGGUGGUAAUCACUUUGGACGUUUUAAGCUAGAUAUAUUUACUCAUCAACUAUCUGCUACUGAAGUAUUAGAUCGUGAAGAAAGGCAAAAUUAUACUUUAAUUGUUCAGGCAUCUGAUGAUUGUUUUCAUCAACCUUCUCCAGUUCAUCGUUUUGAUUCCAAAGAUAAUUCCCUUCUCCAGGUUCAUAUUGGUGUACGAGACAUUAAUGACAAUCCUCCGAGGUUCAUCAAGAGAGUUUUCACAGGUGGAAUAACAGCUGAAACAGACUUUGGAACUGCAUUCAUGAUUGUUAAGGCUAUUGAUCUUGACAUUGGUAAAAACUCAGUAGUAACUUACCACCUACUUGGGGAUGUGCAGAUGACCUUGUCAGAAGGUUUGGAGUCAUUAAAGGUUGCUCCUUUCAUCAUAAACAAAGACACUGGAGUAAUCAGUCUUAAUUUUGAUCCUCAAAAGGGAAUGAAGGGCUACUUCGAUUUUGAAAUCCUAGCAAAUGAUACUGAUGGUCUCUUUGACAAGGCCCGAGUUUUUAUAUAUCUUUUAAGAGAAGACCAAAGAGUUCGUUUUGUGCUUCGAUUGACUCCUGAAGAAAUCAGAGAAAAGCUAGAAAAGUUUAGAGAGGUGCUGAGUAAUAUUACUGGUGCAAUUGUUAAUGUUGAUGAGACUAAGUAUCAUGAAAAUAGAGAUGGCUCAGUGGAUAAAAAGAAAAGUGAUUUGUAUCUGCAUUUUGUAAAUCGAGAAGACAAUUCAAUCAUGGAAGUUGCUACUGUAUUAUCAUUAAUUGACAAAAACAUAGAGUUUUUGGAUGAAUUGUUCAAGGAGUUUAAUGUAUUGUAUAGUGAACCUGCAGAUACAGCCGUAGCUGACACUAAUGUCGAAGCACAAAUGCGAGUAUGGUUAAUUGGUCUUGCUAUUUUCCUUGCCAUAAUGCUUGUUUUAGUCAUAUCCCUGUGUCUCACUCAAAGAAGCAGGUAUGAACGGAAGCUUAAAGCCGCUACAGCUACUGCAUUUGGUUCUCAAGACUCUGCUCUAAAUAGAAUGGAUGUCCCUAAUACUAAUCAGCAUUCUGUUGAGGGGUCUAAUCCUAUUUGGAUGCAUUCAUAUGACAAUGAGUGGUAUAAAGAAGAUGAACAAAUCAGCCAUAAUUCUGGAGACAAUAACUCCUUGGAUGAAAAUGCCAUUUCUGAAAUAAGUCCAAAAAAUGAUUCAAAAUCAGGGAAUGGUCUUCGAAAUCCACAGAUGUCUCCUGUGAAGCAUGCACCAGAGAACAAUUACACUAAUCAAAUAAAAAAUGGCUUGCGCAGGCCAGCUCCUAAACAUCCAAACUUUGGAGGUACCAACAUACCACCUGCAAAGAUAAUUGCACCAUCUAUUCAUAGCAAAACUCUUAAAAAUGGGAGCCAUAUCAUGGACUCAGAUGAUGCCAGUUCUGGCUUGCUAUCCCACGAUUCGGUGGAUACCAAGAGGCAGAACGACUUGAACAAAUGCAACGCUGUCUAUAGCUAUGAACAGAUUCCAAAGUUGAUCACGCCGCCGCACAUUACAAACCUGGAAACAUCCGAGUUGUGAGUGUUUAUAUUCAGUUUAUGUAUCAUCAUCAUGUUUCAGUCAUAAAUACAGUAUAACCCUGAUUUAACAACUGUCAAAGGACUGGGAAAAGUUAUUGUUAAAUCAAGGAUGUCGUUGAAUUGAGGAGCACAGACAUUGCAGUCAAAUCCGGACCUGUGAAAUGUGUCAUUAAAUUGAAAAUCGGGAAUAGAUUUAAUCAAGGUCGGAUUUGGAAGUGUGGAGGCCCCGGGGCAACGAAGGAUUGGAGGCCUUAGGUUCUGAAAGAUCAUCAUGUUUUCGAAAAUAUCCGAUACUUUGAUAUAUAUACGAAUAUUUCGAUGUAUAUGUAUAUAUCCUAUAUUUUCAAUCAGCACUUUAGUAAAUAAAUCCUGAAGUUACUGCUAUUUAUUUUUUUAUAUUAUUAUAAUUUAUAGGGGAGAAAAAACGUAAAAUUUGCUGAAAGUCAGGAUAUUUUGUAAAAAUUUUAUUGUGGGGGGCCCCUUUGUUGUGGAGACCUCGGGGCAGUAGCCCCGCCUGCCCUCCCUUAAAUCCACCCCUGGAUUUAAUGCUACCCUAUUUAACGAUUUCCUCAAUUUAAUAAUACAUUUCACUGGUCUGGAUUUGACUGCAUUGAAUCUCUACGCUCCUCGAUUUAACGAUGUUAUUUAACAAUAACUUUUUCCAGUCCCUUGACAAUCGUUAAAUCAGGGUUAUACUGUAUGAAACAAAAUUCAAGCUUUCAACAAAUGUUGGAAAUUCUUCAUCAGUAUGUGUAAUCCGUUAGUCUUUAAUUAGCAACAUUCAUCAUUACUGAAUGAUGCUAAAUUUCAAAGUAGAAAAGGUACAAAUCUGUUAAAGCAACUCCAAAACAAUUCAAUAUCUUGACAAAUUUUUGAAAUAUUUUUGGUCUAUAAAAUGGAUAUUAGGGCAUUAUUUGAAUUACAUUAUUUAAUCCUAACUUAAAGAAGAAAGUUAAUCUCUUAAAAAAUCAUUCAUUUAUUCCAAAUUAAUCAUUGUCAUUUGGCUGCGAAUUAAUGAAAGAUUUUUCCAUUAUGUAAAACGUGGCUAAUUUGAUUUUUUGAUUUGUGCCUGUAAUUCUUUUUAAGUUAUGCACUUGUCAUUAAAAAUAAUAUAAGUAAGCAUUUAAGAUGCUUACAUAUUCAAGCAUUUUAUGCAUUUAUUUAAGGAUUAUUUAAGCAUUGAUAAGUAUUUAAGCAUUUUCUUGCAUUAAAUGAAAGUUGCAAUUUAAACAGGUCAUGAAAUAAUAUUUAAAAGUCUGUGAAGCAAACAAAGUGGAUAGAUAGAUACAAAAACUUCAUAUUCAUCACUUUGACAUUAUCAGCAUUGGGAACAAUUAUUUAAAAUUUUGUGAAUUUGACAACUCCUUUGCUUCAAAUAAAUUUCAAUUUUUAGUUAAUUAGUUUGAUUCGUUUCCAAAUAAUGAAUAAUAGUUAAAAUUAAAAUGAAAAAUGAGCUUUAUGCUACAAUAUGAAAAUGAAUCUGAAAUUUUUC